CUCUCCGCUGUGAUCCAAAGGUUUCUUUGGUGAUUUGUCUUUUCUUUAGAGCAUCAACGUUUGUAAGAUUAAUUAAAGUUUUGAUAGACUUUUUUCAUAUUUAUUGUUUCGCUCAUUUAGAAGCUUUAAUCAUGUUAUUAACUGGUUAUUUGGUGAGUUUAUUAUGUUACACCGUAACCUGGAAUUGGUCAAGUGCAACUCAGGUAUUGCGACCAAGAGGAGUUGCUUUGCAAAAAAAAAUAUUUUAUGAUCCAAGUAAAGACUUCAAUUGUCUUGACGGUUCUCUCAAAAUUCCUUUUGUAUUUGUCAAUGAUGAUUACUGUGAUUGUGCCGAUGGAUCUGAUGAACCAGGUACGCCAGCAUGUCCAAAUGGUGUAUUUCAUUGUUCAAAUUUAGGUUAUCAAACUUGGGAUAUCCCAUCAUCACGUGUUAACGAUGGAAUCUGCGAUUGCUGUGAUGGAAGUGAUGAAUAUAAUAGUACCAUUAAUUGUGUUGACAACUGUAGUGAACUGGGAAAAGAAGCUUUGGAAGCUGCCCGACGAUUAAAAGAACUUUUCAGUGAAGGGUCAAAAAUUAGAUUAAACCUAAUCAAAGAUGCGAAAAGCAAAGCAGAAGAAGAUGAGAGGAGACUAGAAGAGUUCAGAAAAGAAAUGGAAAAAGUUGAAAAUACGAAGAAAGAGAAAGAAGCAAUUAAAAAACAAGCAGAAGAAGAAGAGAAAGCAGCUCUGGAUAAAUUUCGUGCAGAAGCCGAUGCUCAAAGAAAAGCUCAGGAAGAAGCUGAGAUGAUUAAAAUUGAAGAGAAAGAAAAGUUAAUGGCUGAAGCUGCAUUCAAGGAAUUAGAUAAGAAUAGCGAUGGAAUUUUAAGUUACCAAGAAGUCCAACAAUUUAUUAAAUUUGACCAAAAUAAUGAUGGAGUAGUUGAUCCCGAUGAGGCUAAGUUUUUCUUACACAUGAAAGAAGAAAUGAGUCUUGACGAAUUCACCACGACUGGUUGGAUUAUUAUGAAGCCUUUCUACUUAAAAGAUAAAACGCCUGAACCACUCCAGAAUGAUCAAGCUCCAUCUGAACAAGAUGCAGAUGGUGAUGUAGAAGUAGAACAUCCCUCAUACGAAUCUGAUGGUGAAACCGAAGAUGAUGUUGAAGAUUCUAGUAAUAAUGCGGAAGGAGAAGGAGAAGGAGAAGAUGAGGAUCAUGGUCCUCCUUAUCAUUCACCUAAAAGACCUCGACCUGAUACAACUGUAACAGAAGCACCUCUUCCUGAAUAUGAUGCUGAAACUUUAGCAAUCAUUGAAAAAGCUAAACAAGCCAAGCAGGAAUAUUCUGACGCUGAAUCCAAGUUUUUGAGCCUAAAUAAUCAAAUCAGAGAAAUCGAAGCAUCUUUGGAAAUGGAUUACGGUCCUGAAAGAGAGUUUGCCACUCUUCACGGUCAAUGUUUUGAAUUCAGUGAUAGAGAAUAUAUUUAUAAAUUCUGUCCAUUUAAUACAGCCACUCAAAGAUCGAAAUCGGGUGGAGGUGAAACCAAUCUUGGAACUUGGGGUGACUGGACAGGAGGAGAUUCAGAUCGUUAUUCAAGAAUGCGAUAUGAGAAUGGUGUACAGUGUUGGAAUGGUCCUGCUCGAUCAGUUGAAGUUUACCUUAAAUGUGGCCUUAACAAUGCUCUGUUAUCGACAAGUGAGCCUUCGAGAUGUGAAUAUCGCUUUGAAUUCGAAACUCCUGCUCUUUGCAGACCAGAAAAUCAAAGUAAUUCUCAUGAGCAUACCGAGCUUUAAAAUUUGAGCAUUGAAAAUUUAAUGAUGAUAAACCAUCAUUCCGAACAAACAAACGAUGUCAUUUUUACAUCAAGUCCUUUUAAUGUGAUGGUUUUUUCCUUUUUUCAAUGCACAUUCCUUCGAAUUGUUAAUAAUUCAUUUAUUUAUAUU
Tetranychus urticae (two-spotted spider mite) is the source of this 1919-nucleotide messenger RNA. RefSeq lists its product as uncharacterized. Gene Ontology annotation, cellular component: glucosidase II complex. Gene Ontology annotation, biological process: N-glycan processing. The record is from RefSeq and is a predicted model, not a curated record. Gene Ontology annotation, molecular function: protein binding; calcium ion binding. Lineage: Eukaryota; Metazoa; Arthropoda; Arachnida; Trombidiformes; Tetranychidae.